Molecule: messenger RNA, 1592 nt
Organism: Tribolium castaneum (red flour beetle)
Lineage: Eukaryota; Metazoa; Arthropoda; Insecta; Coleoptera; Tenebrionidae
Product: NFU1 iron-sulfur cluster scaffold homolog, mitochondrial
Exons: 4
Coding region: 758-1528 (256 amino acids)
Biological process (GO): iron-sulfur cluster assembly
Cellular component (GO): mitochondrion
Molecular function (GO): iron ion binding; 4 iron, 4 sulfur cluster binding
Source: RefSeq, a predicted model, not a curated record
AAAUGCGUUGUUUGGGAUUGUUGGCUGGGUGUGAAUUGCGGAACUGCGUUAUCAAUAAUUAUUUGAUUUCCUCCAAUGGAGGAGCAAAUGUGAGUCACCGAGUUCGAUUGUUUGAGUCGUGCUUCAUAAAUUUCAGGUAUUUGUACGCAUCGUUAACCCGAAAUCGAUUUAUUGUUUGAUUUACUUUAAUACUUGUGGGCAUCUGAGACUAUUUUUUCAUAACCAACCUAGCAAAUAGUUUUUUUCACUGAUCGAACUAUAUAUGACUCAAACAUAAAUAAAUAAAAAAGAAAUCAGUCCCGUACGAAUAAUAAAGGUCAAUAUUUUGAAAAUUCGUAAACAGAAACGUCAGGAACUAAUAAAAACACAAGUAGCAAUUAUAAAUAACGGAUUUUAUUGGACUGAUUUAUAAAUGUACCCCUGUGGCAAUAUCAGAAUAAUUUAUCGGAUAACUGUUUCAGUUUUAAGAAGACAGAGUCACUUUUCAUGAUAAACAAAAGCGAUAAAUAAAAGUUUAAUGCCAUACAUUUAUUUGCAUUAAUUAUGAAAAUUUGAAAACCGCGCUUUUUAUAUAAACAGAAUUUAAAAAGCCAAACUCUUGCAGUGUAAUUUUCGUAGCCUUAAAUUUUCCCACCUUUGUGAAUUUAAUUACCAAAGACAUAUUGUAAAUUCUCCAAUUUAAGCAGAAAAUAUUGACUCAACCAAUCUGUCAAAUGUCGGUAUUCUAACCAUAAAAUUAAAAUAAGCAAAUCUUAAAAUGUGGCGUAAUUCACUUCGAUUUUUGGUAAAGUUGCCUCAGCAAUCCAAGAAACUUGCUGUGCAGUCCUACAAUUCCCUUCAGUGGGCCCCUUUCCGAGACAGUGGACUCCAACGCUUUAUCUCAACCACUCCAAAGUUAUCAAUGUUUAUUCAGACUCAAGAGACCCCAAAUCCAAACAGUCUCAAGUUUUUGCCAGGGGUUAAAGUUCUAGAGGAGGGCCAAACUAUAGAUUUUCCUAACGGACAAGCGGCUUAUUGUUCACCUUUGGGAAAAUUACUUUUCCGAAUUGAAGGUGUUAAAAGUGUUUUUCUGGGACCGGAAUUUAUCACUGUUACUAAAACCGAUGAUGAAAUUGAAUGGAAAAUUAUUAAACCUGAGAUUUUUGCCACAAUUAUGGACUUUUUUGCCAGCGGAUUACCGGUCUUGAAUGACGCCACCCCGAACGCAGACACACAAAUCAACGAAGAUGAUAGUGAAAUUGUUCAAAUGAUUAAGGAACUAUUAGACACAAGGAUUAGGCCAACUGUACAAGAGGAUGGAGGUGACAUUAUUUUCAUGGGGUAUGACGACGGUAUAGUUAAAUUAAAACUGCAAGGGGCUUGCACUAGUUGCCCGAGUUCAAUAGUUACACUCAAAAAUGGUGUCCAAAAUAUGCUGCAGUUUUAUAUUCCUGAAGUUUUGGGAGUGGAACAAGUGCAAGAUGAGGUAGAUUUAGUAGCAGACCAAGAAUUUAGAAAAUUUGAAUCAAAAUUAAAUAACGAGAAAUAAUUUUAGGUUUCAAAAUUGUAAAUAUUUUGUAAAAAUUGUACAAUAAAUGGUUGCGUAAUAUUUG